Messenger RNA from Williopsis jadinii, 1359 nucleotides. RefSeq lists its product as uncharacterized. Gene Ontology annotation, molecular function: protein binding. The transcript has a single exon. Bases 1 to 1359 code for a protein of 452 amino acids. The record is from RefSeq and is a predicted model, not a curated record. NCBI's taxonomy places the organism in Eukaryota, Fungi, Ascomycota, Saccharomycetes, Phaffomycetales, Wickerhamomycetaceae.
AUGUCGACCUUAACUGACCCGCUGAUUGCAGACUACCUUCGCCGUAAUGGGUUUACAGACACACUGAGGUCAUUCGAAUCGCACGUUGGUGUACAACCUCGUAUAAACUACGAGAAGCUGGAAGACAUUAUCCAUGAUCGAACUGCCUAUAUGGACAGAGGAACCGAUGGGUUGGUUGAUUCCGGUGCUAAUAUCAACAACAAGUCGGAGAACUCGCAUCUGUUCAAUAAAUGGAGCGGGAUUGAGCUACACAGCCUGAAGGAGAUUAAUCAUGGAAGUCUAUUCAUCGAUAUGUCUCUCGGUAGGUAUGGCAAUCGACAAGUUGUGUUCUUGUCAGCCAGUGAUAAGUCCAUCUGCAUCUAUGACGUCUCAAAGGGCCAAAUAACAAAUAGAUUCACCGAAUUGUCCAAUACGGUAACGAAAUGUUGCUAUCCUAUUAAUGACCAAGGGUUAGUGUCGUUGUGCGGGAUGGACGGUGUCAUGAGACUGGUACAAUUGUGCGAUGAACCAAGAGUGAUAACCAGCUGCCAACUGCACAACAGACUGAUUACAGACUUUGAGGUGUUUGUUCUCAAAGGUGUCAAAUAUAUCGUUUCAAUUGGCUGGGAUAAGUACGUCAAGGUUCACAAAUUGGUUGAUGAGGAUACCAAGGUUGAAUUUGUCUCUCAGUUUGAACUGUUGACGAAUGCAACAAGUGUCAAGGCGUGCCAAACACCAAGUGGCCAUUUACUCGUGCUAGUGACUAGAAUGGAUUCGUCGUUGGUUUCCAUUCUAACCCCUUUCCUGGGGAAUGAGCUUCGGGAAAUCUCCAGGAUAUCUUUGAACGAUGCACAGUUCUCAACACAUGCCUUCACAGCAAUGUCCAUGGACUUGAGCUUUAACAACAAUGAUUCGAUCUGCAAUGAUGAUUCGAAGAUCGUUGUGAGCACAUCUGAUGUGCCAUAUAUGAGACUCAUAGUUGCUAAAUUCCCCACAGAUCUGGAUAAGAGAAUUGAGCAACAGUUACCCACAAUUGGGGACUUGAGCCUGGAGAGAACUACGGAGAGCUCGCAAUCACUGAUCAGUGUCAUUGACAGGGACGUUGUACUGUUAAACCUCAGCACAAAUGCUCCACAGGAUAAGCUUAGCCAGAGCAAGAUUCAAUACUCCAACGAGGAUAAAGGCGUGUGGAUCUUUAGUGAGUGUGGUGAGGUUCUCGCUAUUGAUCUCUACACGGGCGAUAACGUGUGUAUCAAGAAGAGUUUCCAGCUCCAACGGAUCAAAUGUGCCAUUGCGUUUGUCUGUCCGGACGGUUGUGAACGUCUACUGAUUGCACAGGCAGACAAGUCGUUAGUCGUUGUUGACUCUACAAAUCAAUAG